Molecule: messenger RNA, 2207 nt
Organism: Salarias fasciatus (jewelled blenny)
Lineage: Eukaryota; Metazoa; Chordata; Actinopteri; Blenniiformes; Blenniidae
Gene: chm
Product: CHM Rab escort protein
Exons: 16
Coding region: 33-2015 (660 amino acids)
Biological process (GO): protein geranylgeranylation; small GTPase-mediated signal transduction; intracellular protein transport
Cellular component (GO): cytoplasm; Rab-protein geranylgeranyltransferase complex; cytosol
Molecular function (GO): GDP-dissociation inhibitor activity
Source: RefSeq, a predicted model, not a curated record
GUCACGUGCCGCUUGUUGUCUCCAGCACCAACAUGGCCGCGGAGGACCUCCCGUCUGAAUUUGACGUCGUCAUUCUGGGUACAGGUCUUGCUGAGUCGGUGGUUGCUGCAGCAUGCUCCAGAGUGGGACAAAGAGUUCUUCACCUCGACAGGAGGAGUCACUACGCUGCAGCCUGGGCGAGCUUCACCUUCAACGGCCUGCUCAGCUGGAUCCAGCAGCAUCAUGAGGAGUCUCUGCCGGAGGCGGCGCCGGAUUGGUCCAGCCUGUUGCAGGAAGGGGAGGAGCUAAUUUACCUGUCUGGGUCAGACUCCGGAUUCAUCGCCAACCUGCAGGUGUUCUGUUACACCAGUGAGGAAGAUGAAGAGGAGGAGGCGGCCCCCCCUGCAGACACCACAGAAGAAGAGAAGUCAGAACAGGAGGAGAAACUAGAAGAGGAAGAAAAGCAGGAGAAACUAGAGGAGGAACAGAAAGAGGAACCAGACGAGGUGAGGAGGCGAACAUCAAAUCCAGUCGCUCUGAAACUCAUUGAGUCUUUAAAUGCCUCACAUUUGGUCCAAUCACAGACAGAUCACACACAGGGGGCGGAGCCAGAGGAAGAUCAGCCACACCCCUCAGUCACUCCCAGCCAGCCAGAGCCAAGGAAGAAGAUCAGCUACGCUCAGCUGGUGAAGGAAGGACGUCGGUUCAACAUUGACUUGGUCUCCAAGCUCCUGUAUUCUCGCGGCUCGUUGGUGGAUCUGCUCAUCCAAUCGAAUGUCAGCCGCUACGCAGAGUUCAAAAAUGUCACCAGGAUACUUACAUAUCGCCAUGGCAACGUGGAACAGGUGCCGUGCAGCCGGGCCGACGUGUUUGCGAGUCGUCAGCUGUCUGUGGUCGAGAAGAGGAAGCUGAUGCGUUUCCUCACCUCCUGCAUGGAGGACACAGAGGAGCAUCAAGCCUACAAGGAGCGGCCAUAUUUAGAGUUCCUGAGGGAUCAGAACCUUGGCGAGAACCUGCAGCACUUCCUGCUUCACUCCAUCGCCAUGGCAACAGAAGACACACCCACUGAGGCGGGGCUGGCCUCCACCCGUCACUUCCUGCGCUGCCUGGGUCGCUAUGGCAACACGCCAUUCCUAUUUCCUCUGUAUGGCCUCGGAGAGAUUCCUCAGUGUUUCUGCAGGAUGUGUGCAGUGUUUGGAGGGAUCUACUGUCUGAGACACUCGGUCUCCUGCCUGCUGCUGGACUCCCACACCAACAGGUGUAAGGCUGUGAUUGACAGCCGAGGACAGCGAAUCAGCUGCAGCCACUUCGUGGUGGAGGACGGCUUCGUGGGGGCGGACCGAAAGAAGGUGGCCACGCCCACCAGGUUGCUGAGCAGAGCUGUCCUCAUCACGGACUCAUCAGUCCUUCUCAGUGACUCAGAUCAGCAGGUUUCCAUAGUAACGGUUCCUCCAAUAGAAGCCGGCUCUCCGGCGGUGAAGAUGGUGGAGUUGUGUCCGUCCACCAUGACGUGUAUCCCUGGCACAUAUCUGGUCCAUCUCACCUGUCAGGCGUCUGGCUCCGCCCACCAGGACCUGUCGCCCGUAGUAACCAAGAUGUUCAACACUCCAGACUCACCUGAGCAGGGAGAGCGUCCGUCUGUCCUCUGGUGUCUCUACUUCAACAUGGCCGACGGCUCAGGAGUGGAGGUCGAAGGUCACGACCUCCCGUCCAACGUGUAUGUGUGCUCCGGUCCUGACGGAGACCUGGGACACGAACGCACCAUCAAACAGGCCGAGUUUAUUUUCCACAAGAUUCUCCCCGACGAGGAGUUCUGUCCUCCAGCUCCAAACCCCGAAGACAUCAUCUACGACGGAGAGAGCAGCACCGCCACAGGAGAGGAGGAGAAACAAGAACAGGAGGAGGAGCAGGAGGAGAAACAGGACGAGGGGAAGCAGGAGGAGAAACAAGAAGAGGAGGAGCAGCAGGAGGAGGAACAGGAUGUGGAGACGCAUGAGGAGGAGCAGAAGGAGGAGAAACAGGAGGCCUCGGAGUGAGGAGCAGCCACUGCAGUGCAUUGUGGGUCCAGUUGCCUUUAUUUGUCUGUAAUUUAAACGUGACUCGUUAAGCUUCAACAGGACACGCCCACCUCCGCUCUGAUUGGCUAACAACCAACAAAAAGCUUCACAGAUGCAUGAUGGGAGAAGUGUGAUGUCACAAGGUCAUUAAAUUUUUUUUUUUUACUUGAA